Messenger RNA from Pyrenophora tritici-repentis Pt-1C-BFP, 339 nucleotides. The record is from RefSeq and is a predicted model, not a curated record. NCBI's taxonomy places the organism in Eukaryota, Fungi, Ascomycota, Dothideomycetes, Pleosporales, Pleosporaceae.
AUGGACUAUGUAUGUGCUCCUCAACCUCUUGGAAGAGCCGUACAUGACUAUCUGAAAGUCGCCACUCAGAUUCUACCCAAGGAUGCUAAGCUUUCCAAGCCGACUCUAUGGCAUCCGGACCUGCAUGGUGGCAACAUCUUUGUUGAUCCUCUCGAGCCGACGAAGAUUGUAAUCAUCGAUUGGCAAGCGGUCAAUAUUGCUCCACUCUUCCGCCAGGCACGCAACCCUGCACUCCUCGACUUUGAUGGGCCGAUACCAGAAGGUUUAAAACAAAUACCACUACCUGAUGGCUUCGAUGAUAUGACCGAGGAGCAACAACGCGAAGCCAAGAACCUUUGA